AUGCUCAGCUGGGACGCCCUUGCGUCUUUUGGCACGUCUCGGUCUCCGGCCAGCCCCAGCCGCGCCGCUGUGGCCAGCGCAGCGGCCCGCCGGGUCCGAGCUGGCCGCCCCGCUGACGACUCCCAGAGGUUGGCCGUCGCGCUGAUCAGGGGCGUGGCGGCCGUCCCCGCGGGGCGCGAGAGGAGCAAGGUGUGCACGGCGCGGCGCGCGAGGAUUGUCUGUGGCAUCGAGUUGGCGCUGCAGGUGCUGGAGGCCAUGGAGGAGGCGCUGCGGUCCCCUUCAGUGCUGCGAGCUGGCCCGGACGGCGAGCCCUCGCCCGAGCUCCUCCGCCACCUGGAGGGCCUCGGGUGCGCCGCGAGCACGACCCGCGCCCUGGAGACUGCGGCCAGGACGCUGAGGACGCUCGAUUCGCCCAGCGCCGCAGAGCUGGAGUACACCGAGAUCGCCGAGCAGCUGAGCAUGAUCAGGGAGACCGUCCGGGACUUCACGGGCAUGAUCCUGGACGCGUGCAAGACGCACCGGCGACGACCCGAGCGGGCUGCGGAGCCCACAGCGUUCGCCCCAGCGGACAAGCUGGAGGCCCUGUCGGAGACGUGCAGCACGGCGUCGGACUCGAGGUCCGUGUGCGCCUCAGAGGUGUCGAGCGAUGCGGACUGCGACAGCAGGUGUUGCAGCAGCUCAGACGUGCUCGAGGUAGCGCGCGUGGAGCAGCUGGUGGAGCAGUACUGGGCGUGA
Prorocentrum cordatum is the source of this 735-nucleotide messenger RNA. The record is from the annotation of a GenBank genome assembly. Lineage: Eukaryota; Dinophyceae; Prorocentrales; Prorocentraceae.